Molecule: messenger RNA, 1336 nt
Organism: Branchiostoma floridae (Florida lancelet)
Lineage: Eukaryota; Metazoa; Chordata; Leptocardii; Amphioxiformes; Branchiostomatidae
Product: RING finger protein 151-like
Exons: 6
Coding region: 140-742 (200 amino acids)
Source: RefSeq, a predicted model, not a curated record
UAGUACGCAUGCGUUUGAUAGUUUCACGAAUUUCAAACUUGUCGAAAAAAGACUGCCAUUCAGGUGAAAUGUUUUGUAUGUUUUGACCUGCCCUGUUACUAUUAACGCGAUCAUUCUUGUUGAAUUUUCAAUCUUUAACAUGGCAAGCAAGAGAAAGAGAGGGGACGAGGGCUUUGCGGACUCAAAUGAAGGCGAAGAAGAAAGGUAUUUCCUGAACCCAGAGUCCGUGAGUGAACACCUGUACUGCUCCAUCUGCCAAGAUGUGUUCAAAGAACCACAACGGGCACCCUGCGGACACAGCUACUGUAAACAGUGCAUUAUGGCUUGGUUACGCACAAGCAAGACUUGUCCAGAGGACAGGAGACCUGUUCGAGAAAAGGACCUUCAUUACGACUUCAUUCUUGCCAACAUCAUUGGAGAUCACAUGGUGGCCUGUCCAUUCAGAAAGCUGGGUUGUGAGUUUAUUGGUAAGCUGGAGCUGCUGACGUCUCACAGGAAGUCCUGCUGCUUCAACCCUGCCAACCUGCCAGAAUUUCUCUUGGAGGAACCACAGUCAUCAACUGCUGCAGCUGCUACAGCCUCAUCAGUGGACACCAGCAGCAGCUUCCUCUGUACCAGUGAUGAUGAGAACAAACUCCCGUCUCCUCCCAAACCAUCGCUCAAGAUGAGGCUGUUCAAGAACGGUGCCAGUCAGAGGGACCUGCUCAAGAACAUGUUUGACAAGGAAAACAGACCAAAAUAGCCAUGUAACCAUAGUCUGUAUAAUGCAUUUCUUUUGAUUUAAUGUGGUAGAUCUGUAUACAUAUACAUGUAGAUCAUGCAGGUGACUCCAUUUCACAAGGAAAUCUUUCAGAAAGAUUUUUUUAUCAUCUUUCAGAUGAAGGCAGCAUCUCCCAUUGUGAAGUAUUUCACAGUCAAAUCAAUUUAAAGCUCAUAUUAUCUUAUAAUGGUUUGCAAAGAAUUCAGUAAUAGUAAAUUCUGCUAAGUUUGGGGUAAGAGAUCAGGUCAACUUCAUUUCUUAUGUUAGUUUGCAAUGUAUGAAAUAAAUGACAAAGGAACAGACCAUCUGCAAAAUUAUGGUUCCAAAAGACCAUCAAUGAAAGUUCUUUAGUUAUUUGGAAAUGUGUAAAUGAAUUGUGUAGUUGAAGAUAGACCACAGUUCUCAUAUUGUAUGAUAUAUUUAUAUAAUAAUUGUAGGUACCUGUAUGUUUAAACCUUGUAUAGACUGACCUGCAGAAAGAAUUUCUUUGUCAGAAUAUUCAUAUAUGGUGAGAUUUAUUGGAUAAGUAGCACAAAAUGUAACUUCUAGGCCAUCUGUAUGUAUAUGUAAUCUAAU